GCGAGCCUCUCACCGAAGGGCCCCUCAACGUUUUAGAGGACGGAAAGUAGGUGCGGGAGGGAAGGUGAACGAAGAAAAGUUGGGACAUGACGAAGUAGACGUGAGGAAAAACGUCCGGGCAAUACAGGCAGCAGGCGGGAACAGCGAUUGUGGGCCCUCACACAUAGACCGGAAGUGGGCGGGGCCGGCGGCGGCCGGCGGGAGCAGAGAUUGCAGCCCCCGGCGGAGACAGGAAAUGGGCGGUCCUAAGGGCGGGGCGAACACGCAGGGCGGGGCUGGAGGGGGCGUGUCCGCCCGGGCGCGGCCCCGGCAAGGCGGUGUCGGAGUCUGACUGCAGAAGCCUGAGCUGGAGUCGUGGGAGCUCUCCAGGUUCCAGGAUCUCCGACCGCGCUGCUAUGGGACCCGGCUGAGCCGCCAGCCGGUGAAGAAACAAAGUGGCGGCGGAUGGAGGGGCCGGCAGAGCUGGGCCCCGAGGCCGUGCUGUGCUUCCUCGCGGAGCAUGGGGGCCGAGUCCGGCAUGCCGAGCUGGUGGAGCACUUUAGGGGCGCCCUGGGCGGCGAGCCGGAGCAGCGGGCCCGCGCCCGUGCCCGCUUUAAGGAGCUGGUCAACGCGGUGGCCACUGUGCGUACAGAUCCCGCCGAUGGCGCCAAGUAUGUUUACCUCAAGAAGAGGUUCUGCUCCGGAUCCGCGCCGCGGGAGGCCGCGCCCCCCGGGGGCCUGCCUCUCAUCGAGGUGACCGCCGAGCCAGAGGCCCCAGGUCACCCGACCGGGUCCGAGGAAAGCGGCCCGCGCCCAAAGGCAGAGGACCCCAAGGCGGCGGACCCUGAGGUGCCUCCGGAGCAGGGCCGUGAGCCAAGCGAUGGGGAGCCCCCGGCUGCCGCUCUAGGGCCGCCUCUGAACGGCGGGGCUCGGAGGAAGAACUCUAGGCGCGGCGUCCAGGCCCUAUCCCAGAUGCCUCCUCCGGGGCCCAGCGAGGACCUGGAUCCUCCACCCCACGGUUGCGAGGAGGCGGACUCCAGCAGCUCCCUUGGAGGACCCACCACCCCAAGAUCUGCCCGCCAGAACUUCCGGGACCUGGUGAUGGGCAGCUCCCCGCAACUGAAGAGGAGCGUGUGUCCUGGGGGCAGUAGCCCUGGAAGCUCCUCCGCGGGAGGUCGCGGCAGAGGCGCGGGCGACUCGGAUAGUGCAUCGGUGGCUUCAUCGUCCGCAGAGGAGGAGAGCAGCGGCGGGGGCUCAGUGACCCUGGACCCUCUGGAGCAUGCCUGGAUGCUUUCGGCCUCGGAUGGCAAGUGGGACAGCCUAGAAGGUCUGCUUACCUGCGAGCCUGGCCUACUGUCCAAGCGAGACUUCAUCACCGGCUUCACCUGCCUGCACUGGGCAGCCAAGCAUGGCAGGCAAGAGCUCCUGGCCAUGCUGGUCAACUUCGCCAACAAACACCAACUGCCAGUGAACAUCAACGCCAGGACAAGUGCGGGCUACACCGCCCUACACUUGGCCGCUAUGCACGGACACGUGGAGGUGGUGAAGUUACUUGUGGGGGCCUACGACGCAGAUGUGGACAUCAGGGACUACAGCGGGAAAAAGGCCUCCCAGUACCUGAGUCAGAGCAUCGCCGAGGAGAUCAAGAACCUGGUGGGAGCCCUGGAUGAGGAUGAUGGGGAGAGCGCUGCCGGUAGCGGGGGUGGACGUUGGAGGCUUUCGAAGGUGCUCCCCUCACACCUUAUCACCUAUAAACUCUCUCAUGUCUUAGAGGAUGGGGGGGAUCAUCACCACCACCAUCAUCACCAUCACCACUUGGCUGAAGGAUGGACUGGAGGCAAAGCAAAGGAUUCCAGUCGCAAAGCCUCGAGCAGCUCUAGCGGGCGGAUAAAACCCAGACUCAACAAAAUCCGCUUCCGAACCCAAAUCAUCCACACCACACCCACUUUCAGGGACCCAGAGCAGCCACUGGAGGAAGGGGAGGAGGAGGAGGAACGAUCUCUUAAAGGCCACUCAUCCUCGUUCAAAUUGAGACCGAAGUCCAAUGUGUUUGGGUAAAAAUAUUUUUUUUUAGAAAUGCUAAGGUUUAUUUGUCUUUUGGAUAGAAUACUAGAUGUGAGUACGGAAAGGAGACCAGAAAAGAUUGUCGCACUCUUUUUGAGGGAUUGCGAUGGGUAACGAAAGAAUUCCCCUCUGGCUAGCUUUCUGGAGGAAGUGGAUUUCUUUUUUAAGUGAUUGACCAUACAUUGACCUCUGCCUCUUCCCAUUCCACCCCUCUGACCUGUGGUCCGUGUUUCUGAGGACUAGAAAUGUAACUAGGGGUACAGAAUUCAUGACUGAGUUCCUUUGCUUUAACGGAUACCAUGCAAAGUAAACAAUGUUGCACUUUUUUAGUAUCUGUUUUUCUAAGUGGUUACUCUCUCAAGAGCAACAAAAAUGCAAAUGUUAAUGAAACUGGUAGUAUUAUUUUAAGUGUGAACAAAACUACAUGCUGCUCUGUAGUUUUAAUAAUUGCGUUUGCUUUUUAAGGUACUACUGAAGGUAAGGUCAGAGUUGAGAUGCGAAAGUACUAACUAGAGAAUAAUGUGAGUAAAAUGGGAAUCCUGUUGGUAUCCUAUUUGUAUUGCAAAUAGCAGGUUAGUUAUUGUUUUAAAAGCAAUUUCAAUUCUUAUCACUAAGAUUUAAGCAACCAUCACUUUUAAGUUAAUCUGUACUCUGGUUUCCACCUAUCUUAACUCCACUGCACUCAGUGUUAUGGUACAUUAUUAAUAACUACACAUUCUUGUCUAAGGAGAACACUCAGCAGCCUAUGUAUGUUUAAAUAAAAUAUUGCCUCUCUUUCUGAUUGACUCUAACUUGUCCUAUUCCGAAAGUCUAAAUUUGUUAGGAUUUGUAUUCUGGAAUCAUAUGAUGAUUGGUUCUCUUUUGUUUGGUAUAACCCUAAUGGUGCUUAGGCAGAAACCAUUUCUGGAUUAGACAAUUGGGGGGGGGGGGGGGGCAUAAAUGUUAGUGAACCAAUGCUUCUGUGAAGUAAUUAUUAAAUCAACUUAAUGAUUCUUGGGUAAGAAACUUUUAUUUUACUAAUACAUUCAUAAUUUCUAUGCUUUGUAGCAACAUUUUACAAAUGUUUAAAACAAAAUCAGUUUCCUACCUUUCUUUGAAUAUAUUCAAAGAGCUCUAGUGUAGUUACUGAAAAGCUGGGUGUUAAAUCUACCCAGUUAAAAAUGGCACUUUAUAAAAAGGAAAAGAGAGGAGAUGAAACUAUUUCCAUAUUUAAAUGCUGCUAUUGAAUUCCUUUGUAUAUAAGUGAAAGAUAUCAUUCAUUAAAAUUAACGACUUGUUUAAGUAUGAUUCUUAAUUACAUUUCAUUCAUUUGUGUAAGAGUAAAUGGCUUUAUAAUUACUUCAAAAUUUAACUCACAUGCAUAUUAAGUUGUCUCAUAACAAGAGUAGAAACUUUCUUGGGGGAUAAAUUUGACCAAGUCCUUUUCCCUUAGUCUUUUUAUUCUCCAGAUGUUGAAAGUUAAGUUGCUACAGCCUACAAGAUAAAAAAGAGAAAAUAAGUUUGCAGAGUGAGUGAAUCCAUGUGUGCAUUGCACAGAGCCUCAGCAUUUAAAGUUCUUAGAUCUUUAAUUUCCCAAGUCAUAGAAAUUUGUAACAAAUUUGUCACAUCUCUCUGUAGAUGGCAGUUGAACUUGUUUAAAGAUGGAUUUAAAAAACUAGUCACAUAAAGUAUAUAAAUGAUUAUCCAUUUGUGUGCCUUCACUUUUGUUGUAGGAUUUGGGAAAUGGACCAUGUACUUUUGAAAAGCACUUUCAUUCACACAUGUGGGUGGAAAAAAAAUGUAAUUUUUUGUCAUUGAAAAUAGUUCCUUGAGAGUGAAAUAUAGUCUGAAUCUAUACAUUCCUUGUGUCUUAUGUAAGAAUAAGCUACAACUUCCCAUUGAGGAAUCUUAAAUUUCAUAGACAUGUAAAGCUAUGGCAACUAUAGUAGUACACUUCAGAACCUUCUGAAGAUUCUAUUGAAUGGUCAGUAUUAAUCUCUUAAAGCAUAUAUUAGUAACUAUGCACAAAAUCUAUAAUUUACUAGGUCUUCAGAAAUUGUCAGUACAUCAUUAACUUGCUCUUCACACCAAAGGUACAAUUUUCUGGUAAAAUAAUAUUUUAAAUUUUCAAAAAGUCAUUCCCAAAGGGGGGAACUACUGGUAGCAUUCCUUCUCACAUAUGAUUGUGUGCAGUAAGUGUAGCAUUUUCAGCUACUGAACUCUACAUUCCUGUUAUUUUUCAGUUUCCUAAUCACAAUUAUAAAAAACAAAUAAUUUGUGAAUUUAAUAUUCAUAGAAUUGUGCCUACCAUUAAUGGAAAUAAGUAUGUCAAACACUUUGAUGUCUAUUGACGUGAGACUGGUUAAAAACAGGUAUGUCCAUGUGUUUCUUAUGAAUACGCUUGAAGCUAGUGAAUGUUUGUCAGAAUUUAUUUUUGUGGUAUGUAAAAUGUGGCUAGCUUAUAUAACUUAAAAAUCUGGUACUAGUUUAUUCAUGCCUAAAAUAUUGGAGUCUCGGAUGCCUUGUCUUUUACUUUUUGAGUAAGUGAAAGUUUGGAAAUUUGAAAAUGUAAAAUCUGUAAAGUUUGUUUUUGUCACAAUAAAAGGUUCACA
Molecule: messenger RNA, 4634 nt
Organism: Sciurus carolinensis (gray squirrel)
Lineage: Eukaryota; Metazoa; Chordata; Mammalia; Rodentia; Sciuridae
Gene: Sowahc
Product: sosondowah ankyrin repeat domain family member C
Exons: 1
Coding region: 445-2037 (530 amino acids)
Molecular function (GO): protein binding
Source: RefSeq, a predicted model, not a curated record